CCGGGGGACGAACAGGUGCGCGGGCGGGGGGCGGUGCUUGGGGAUCCUGCGCACUGCGCGCGCCCCUCCCCCGCGCGGCUCCGGGCGCAGCCCCGGCCCGGCGCGAGUAGGAGGAGGAGCUGCGGCGGCCACGGCCACUCCGGCAGGUCCGCGGUGCUGCCAGAACCCGCCGACGGCGCGGGCUGCUGGUCCCCGCUCGGAGGAGGCGCAGGGGGCCCCGGGACCAUGGAGCCGGGUGACGCGGCGCGCCCUGGCUCGGGUCGGGCUACCGGGGCGCCGCCGCCGCGGCUGCUGCUGCUGCCGCUGCUUCCGCUGCUGCUGGGUCGGGGGCUGCGAGUCGCGGCCGCGGCCUCGGCCUCCUCCUCUGGGGCGGCGGCCGAGGACAGCAGCGCCAUGGAGGAGCUCGCUACUGAGAAGGAGGCGGAGGAGAGCCACCGGCAAGACAGCGUGAGCCUGCUCACCUUCAUCCUGCUGCUCACGCUCACCAUCCUCACCAUCUGGCUCUUUAAGCACCGCCGGGUGCGCUUUCUGCACGAGACCGGGCUGGCCAUGAUCUAUGGGCUCAUCGUUGGGGUGAUCCUGAGGUAUGGUACUCCUGCUACCAGUGGCCGUGACAAAUCACUCAGCUGCACUCAGGAAGACAGGGCCUUCAGUACCUUAUUAGUGAAUGUCAGCGGAAAGUUCUUCGAAUACACUCUGAAAGGAGAAAUCAGCCCUGGCAAGAUCAACAGCGUAGAACAGAAUGAUAUGCUACGGAAGGUAACAUUCGAUCCAGAAGUAUUUUUCAACAUUCUUCUGCCUCCAAUUAUUUUUCAUGCUGGAUACAGCUUAAAGAAGAGACACUUUUUCAGAAAUCUCGGGUCUAUACUGGCCUAUGCCUUCUUGGGGACUGCUGUUUCAUGCUUCAUUAUUGGAAAUCUCAUGUAUGGUGUGGUGAAGCUCAUGAAGAUUAUGGGACAGCUCUCAGAUAAAUUUUACUACACAGAUUGUCUCUUUUUUGGAGCAAUCAUCUCUGCCACUGACCCAGUGACUGUGCUGGCAAUAUUUAAUGAAUUGCAUGCAGACGUGGAUCUUUACGCACUUCUUUUUGGAGAGAGCGUCCUGAAUGAUGCUGUUGCCAUUGUACUGUCCUCGUCUAUUGUUGCCUACCAGCCAGCGGGACUGAACACUCACGCCUUUGAUGCUGCUGCCUUUUUUAAGUCAGUUGGCAUUUUUCUAGGUAUAUUUAGUGGCUCUUUUACUAUGGGAGCUGUGACUGGUGUUAAUGCCAACGUGACUAAGUUUACCAAACUGCACUGCUUCCCCCUGCUGGAGACGGCACUGUUCUUCCUCAUGUCCUGGAGCACGUUUCUCUUGGCAGAAGCCUGCGGAUUUACAGGUGUUGUAGCUGUCCUGUUCUGUGGAAUCACACAAGCUCAUUACACCUACAACAAUCUGUCGGUGGAAUCAAGAAGUCGAACCAAGCAGCUCUUCGAGGUGUUACAUUUCCUGGCAGAGAACUUCAUCUUCUCCUACAUGGGCCUGGCACUGUUUACCUUCCAGAAGCACGUUUUCAGCCCCAUUUUCAUCAUUGGAGCUUUUGUUGCCAUCUUCCUGGGCAGAGCCGCGCACAUCUACCCGCUCUCCUUCUUCCUCAACUUGGGCAGAAGGCAUAAGAUUGGCUGGAAUUUUCAACACAUGAUGAUGUUUUCAGGCCUCAGGGGAGCAAUGGCAUUUGCGUUGGCCAUCCGUGACACGGCAUCCUAUGCUCGCCAGAUGAUGUUCACGACCACCCUUCUCAUUGUGUUCUUCACCGUCUGGAUCAUUGGAGGAGGCACGACACCCAUGUUAUCAUGGCUUAACAUCAGAGUUGGCGUCGAGGAGCCCUCCGAAGAGGACCAGAACGAACACCACUGGCAGUACUUCAGAGUUGGUGUUGACCCCGAUCAAGACCCACCACCCAACAAUGACAGCUUUCAAGUCUUACAAGGGGACGGCCCAGAUUCUGCCAGAGGAAACCGGACAAAACAGGAGAGCGCAUGGAUAUUCAGGCUGUGGUACAGCUUUGAUCACAAUUACCUGAAGCCCAUCCUCACACACAGCGGCCCCCCACUAACCACCACGCUCCCCGCCUGGUGUGGCUUGCUAGCUCGAUGUCUGACCAGUCCCCAGGUGUACGAUAACCAAGAGCCACUGAGAGAGGAAGACUCUGAUUUCAUCCUGACCGAAGGCGACCUGACAUUGACCUACGGGGACAGCACAGUGACUGCAAAUGGCUCCUCAAGUUCGCACACCGCCUCCAUGAGUCUGGAGGGCAGCCGGAGAACGAAGAGCAGUUCGGAGGAAGUGCUGGAGCGAGACCUGGGAAUGGGAGACCAGAAGGUUUCGAGCCGGGGCACCCGCCUAGUGUUUCCUCUGGAAGAUAAUGCUUGACUUUCCCCCCACGUCCUGGCGCGAUGGGGUAGGCUCCCGAUGGGGUGAGGACAGCUGCAAGCCCUAGUGUUGUUUGAGGUGGGGCAGUGACUAGAUUGAACUAACUCUUCUAUUUUAUUGGGGUCUGAAGCUAUCGUAACACUUAAAAUUUAACUCACAAUGCAGAUGGUGAGGCAAAAGUGUCUCUAAAUUCAGACAAACGUAGACCUAUUCCCACUUUUUUCACAUAGUAGUGCGCUGUUUCAGAGUUAAACAAAAAAAUAGCAUGCUUUAAUGGUCUCCUAAUUCAUUCACCUGCAGUAUCUGAACAAGGCGAGGCAGGUGCUGGGCGGGGGGAUUCCUCCCAUGAGAGGCUGCAUCUCAGUACACAGCAGUGCAAGUCAAGCUGACCAUAGAAAUAUCAAGUUAAAGAGAAGGAAGGCAAUUGAGAUCGGAACGCCAAGGAUUAUGGGAAACUGGUGUUAAAUGGGACAGAAAACAUGAAAAAGCAAUUUGGAGGCUCUGGCAACGAAGGCUGCUUGACUGCAACCUCAUAUCAGGAUUCCUGACUUUAUGCUGCCUGUGUUUUUUCUAGACUGAAGAUUUGAAAAUACAUCCAUGAACAUUUCAACAUGGAACGAAGAAUUAUAGUUCCUUCUCUGGCUAUAUCCAUAAAGAAGUAGUUAUGAAAUGUUUAAAACCAAAGGCAAAUAGUGUUAUACUCUUAUUUUUUAAUUAAUCUGAGGAAAGGAGGUAUUUAGAAACUGAUGAUGGUAUCACUGCAAAAAGCACCCAACUUUUUUUUUUGAGAUGGAGUUUCACUCUGUCGCCCAGGCUGGAGUGCAGUGGCGUGGUCUUGGCUCACUGCAACCUCUGCCUCAUGGGUUCAAGUGAUUCUCCUGCCUCAGCCUCCUGAGUAGCUGGUAUUACAGGUGCCCACCACCAUGCCCAGCUAAUUUUUUGUAUUUUUGGUAGAGAUGGGGUUUCACCAUGUUGGCCAGGCUGGUGUCAAACUCCUGACCUCAUGAUCCACCUGCCUUGGCCUCCCAAAGUGCUGGGAUUACAGUUGUAAGCCACUGCACCUGGCCAGCAUUCAACUUUUGAGGGCUACCAUAUGAGCUGACAGCCUAGGGAAAUAAUCACUAGGACUGAAGUAUCUACUCUGGGUUUAGAAAUAACACCAAAUUUUGUAAGAUGCUAUUAUCUGGGAAAAAGAAGGCAGCAAGAAACCUACAAGGCACCAGGCUAGAAUUCACAGAGGGAAAGAAAUCUCAAUGCAGAAAAAUUACUGCAAAGAAAUACAAGAUAGUAUUCUCAAGACUGGGUAGAAUUCCAAACUUUGAGCUGACAAAUGCAUGAGAUUUCGGUGGCCACCUGAGGAAUCAGAGGGCAAACAAUGGAACGUUAAGUAUUUUCAGCCCACUAGAAAGUUCUAUCUUCUAUAAGCUUAAGAAUCUGAGUGUCUUUACACCACUGAGUGCCAUGCAGAGAAGGGUCAUUUUCCUUGUAUCUGGGGAGGCUGCUGCACCAGCUUAACCUGUGGGUGUGAUUUGAAAGUUAGGUUUUCAGUUUGGAUUCUUUCUGGAUGAGCUGUUCUGUCUGCCGACACCUGUAGUGCUGAAAUACAGAAAGACCUCUCGGGAAAAGUUUGAGUUUCUCCUAAUGUCUCUGUGCUUCAGUGCUAGCUUAUUUUUGGCAACCCAAUUUCUAAAAAAUGCUUUCAAUAACGUGGGCGUUUUUCUUUUCUUCUUUCUUUUUUUUUUUUUUUUUGAGAUGGAGUCUCGCUGUGUUGCCCAGGCUGGAGUGCAGUGGUGCGAUCUCGGCUCACUGCAACCUCCGCUUCCUGGGUUCAAGCGAUUCUCUUGCCUCAGCCUCCUGAGUAGCUGGGAUUACAGGCACACACCACCACGCCUGGCUAAUUUUUUGUAUUUUUAGUAGAGACGGGGUUUCACCAUACUGGCCCGUUUUUCUUACGAUGGCAGACAAAAUAGUGUCCCAGUCUAGUCCACCCGUAGCGAAAUCAGCCAUUUAAUCUUCUCAAUUCACAUGUUUAAUGCUUAAUUUUUAAAUAAGACAUUGCUUCACAACUUUGUGUUUGAAUUGAUAAUUUGUGCAAAUCAGGAAAAUACGUAUUUAAUUAGGUUGAGCCAUUUGAGUUUGCUGAUAUUUGACCAUUUUGUAAAAACAGGAGUGGCAAUUUCAUAUGGUUCAAUAAAAUAAAAUUGAGACCAGGCACAGUAGCUUAUGCCCGUAAUCCCAACACUUUGGGAGACUGAGGCAGGAGGAUCACUUGAGCUCAGGAGUUCAAGAUCAGACUGGGUAACAUGGCAAAACCCUGUCUCUACAGAAAUACAAAAAUGAGCCAGGCAUGGUGGCACAUGCCUGUAGUUCCAGCUACUUGGGAGGCUGAGGUGGGAGGAUUGCUUGAGCCCAAGAGGCAGAGGUUGCGGUGAGCUGAGAUCAUGCCACUGCAAUCCAGUCUGGGCAACAGAAUGAGACCCUGUAUCAAAAAAAAAAAAAUACAGUUGAAUGAUUUUUAUUCUCCUCUUUCCUUUAUAUCUACAAUAAAGUCCAUUUUGAUUUUAUGGUCAUCCAUGGGCUUUAGAAGUUUGAAAAAUGCUAAACAACCUACCCAAACCCAUAAGGCCUCAGGGUCAACUAGGCUAGUGAAGGACUUAAGAAUAAGACCUACACCCCACAGCCAGAGAAAGAGCUUUCAUAGCCCCUGGAAGGGAGGUUCUUAUAUCCUGGGGUGAGGUUGCAGACAGCAGCUACCAGGCCUGGCAGAGGCCUGUAUUAUAUAUGUGCUGGAGUCCAGAACCAGCACAGGAUUUUUCAUCUAGCAGAAUUAUCUCAGUAAUGACCAGUCAUGCCAUAUAAAUCUAAAAGGCAAGGCUUGUUUUGUUUUCAUUUUUGUUUUUGUUUCGCAGAGAUGGAGAGAUAGGCUGCUUGGCUCUUUGGUUGGGUCUUUAUAAAGCUUUGCUUAUCUUAUAUUGCUUACUUAAUUUUGGAGGGAAAAAACUAACAGAUACACCCUGGUGAUGGUUCUUUGUUCACCUCAAGGCUUUGUUGUUUUGUUGUUGUUGUUGUUGUUUUGUUUUGUUUUGUUUUAGAUGGAGUCUCGCUCUAUCCCCCAGGCUGGAGUGCAGUGGCAUGACCUCAGCUCACUACAAUUUCCACCUCCUGGGUUCAAGCGAUUCUCCUACCUCAGCCUCCCGAGUAGCUGGGAUUACAGGCACAUGCCACCACACCCAGCUAAUUUUUUUGUAUUUUUAGUAGAGACAGAGUUUCACCAUGUUGGGCAGGAUGGUUUUGAUCUGCUGACCUCGUGAUCCACCUGCCUCUGCCUCCCAAAGUGCUGGGAUUACAGGCAUGAGUCACCGCCCCUGGCCAUUAUUUUGUUUUUUUUUUUUUUUAGAAAGCUUUUACAAGAUUACAAGAAAUGACUCUCUUGGGGAGGAAAAAUAACCACCCAGUUUCCCUUCCUAGUCUUAGUUCAAUUCAUAGAGUGUUGUGUUUGUCCCCAAAGGGUCUUGUAGUCUUCAUUGCAAACAUUUGAUUCUGAUCUACUCACAUACAAGGAAAUGUAGAUUGCCAAGACCAAACUAGAGCGGCGGGCUUCCCAUCAGGGUUUUCCUGUGGGAAGAUGACAGGGGAAACAGGGAGGAAAUCCUAAUUAUGGCUUGUCCUCUUCCCUGAAUUCCUGUCUACCACAGUGUAGUUCCAAUGUAAACAAGGUGGGUUGGGGGUGGUUUGUAUAGGGCAGGAGGCCCACCCAGAAGGCCUACCCAGGGAAGAGAGGGCCCAGAACCUAGUUGCAGCAUUUGCCCAGUAACCCUACCCUGGCCUUUCUCUGUGUGUUAGGAAGCUGGAAAUGCAGGCUGGUCUCCCUUUCUUGCCUUUUGUCACUAACCCCGAGCUGUCAGCCAUUUGGAAUCAGAACUGCUUUCCAGUGUUCUAAGUCCUUAUUUGAUUACAAAUAUUUGGUGAAUCAAAGUAAGGCACUUUGGUCCUAAUUUUUGACCUUUGGUCCUAAUUUUUGUUUGUAAGAUGUGGAGAGAAUAACCCUGACCUUACCAGGGGUCCUGGGAAUGUGAAUCCAUUCAUCAAGUGGUUCCACAUCUAGAAGCAUUUUGCCUAUGCUGUGUCAGGCAUCAUUCAACACAAGGCCAACUAUCUGCUGCCAGUCUGGCAUAAGAUCAGAUUGAAACUGCUAAGUAAUGGUACAUCCAACUAAACAAAGUUCUUCCAAGAGAGUAAAAACCCAAGUCAUCUUAUACACGUAUUUGUUCUGGGUUGGUGGGGAUGACAGUUCAGCAGAGUCCGAUGUUCUAGAGCAGAGGUUCUCAACCCUGGCUGUGAAUUAGGAUCAUCUGGCCAGUUUUUGUUUUUAAAUCAGUGCAAGGGCCCUCCCCUCAGAGAUUCAGAUUCAGUAGCUUCAGGUGGGACCUGGAAUCCAUGCUUUGUUUGGAACCUCAGGAGUGUUCUUGAUGUGCAGCCAGGAUUGACAAGAGCCUUUAGUCUAGAGCUCGCAGCAGACCCUAUUUGGAAUCUGAUUUUAAAGAAUGGCCUAGCAGAUGAAGGUGUUUUUUUAAAUUGUUAAUCAUGUGAAACGAACUGAGUAUUGAUCAAUAAUACAGACUGGGCAGCUGUGAGAGAGUUUGAUGCUAAUCUUUGCAGAACUCAAGAACAUACUCCAUAAAGUACAGCUGAAAAGAUCACGAAAACCUUGGAGCCUUCGAGGAAAGAGAAGGGUGACUUGGGGUAUGUAUGAGGAGAAUUAAAAACCUGUCAUCUUGGUUCCCACUUGUGGGGAAUAAAGGGAAGGUAUUGUCUUAACUGAGCUGCUGACUAAUCAAGCAUGAAGGUUUCUGGGAAGCUGUUGUUGUUUUUUUUUUAAUUUCACCUGGAAUUAAACUAACAGUCCCCUCUGGAGUCAGAUUUUCUUUUCCUUCACCUAUCCUCAUGCCUGAGUCCACACUGGAUUCCUCAGAAUAAGGGUUGGCCCUUUUACUGCUGGAGUAAAGUAGAAGGUUGUGGUCCUUUGCUAUCACAUGGUGAUGGUGGUGGUUUCCGUAGCAGGUAAUUAAGGAGAUGCACACUUUUGUAUAGCCCUGACAGAAGAUGAAAGCUGCCAUUCCUUUUAGUACGCUUUUUGAGAACUACCAGAAACCUGAACUUUCUCUCCUAGAGAAGAAAAUUUGGAAUUUAAAUAAGGCCACAUUUCUUCCUAGGAAACAAGCACAGGAAGGGCAUAUGGAUCCGAGCAUCCAGGGUGGUUACUGGGGUGAUCAGACAAAUAAGCAUUGAUGCCUGGAAGGCAGAAAUCACACUGCGACAUCAAAUGUUUCAUCAAGAAAACAGCAAGGAGCUCUUCAGGCUGUGUUCACUAGACCCGAAAAUGUCCUCUGUGGUUUGGCUGACAAAUGGAAUCUCUUUAGAAAACAUGCAAAAGGGUAUCUCAGCUAUCCAUGAACGAUUCGGUCUAGGACAAAGAACUAACAGUUCCUUCCAAAAUAGAGGUCUGUUGGUCUGUUUCACGUCAUCCCGUCAUCCUAUCUCUCCCUGUCCUUGUCUGCAGUGGAAGUUAAUGUAAUCAUACCAGAUGUUUAAUGUGAACAAGUGAUUUCCAAAUGUAGAAACACCACUGAUGCACUUAGGGGGAAAAAUAGUGGCAGGGUGUUAGAGCAUCUCAUCAGAGGUGAAAAUCACCCACUUGGAAACCUACUGUGCACCUGUUGUGAGUUCUAAGAGUGUAUCAGAAAGCUGAUUUUACCAUCUGUUGUGAAAGAUUAUCUGCAAUGAGGGCUGCUAGAAAGUCAGCCUGCUGAUCUCACAAGUAUAUGACUUCUUAUUCCACUUCAAAAGUGGGGAACUUGACAAGUUUCUUGUCUGCCUUUUGAUGUUGAUUCUAUAGAUUAAUUAGUUCAAGAACAAGUCUUUCAUAUACAUUAGACUGGUAUCAUUGAGUUCUGAUCUCUUCUGUUGUUCUUUGACACUCUGGCUUGCCAGUGUCGGCUGCUACAUUCUGAUACAGUAAGUCAAAGGAAUCUAGUGGCCAAGAGUUGUAGUUUAGAAACAACCCAUCUGAAUACUGCUUUUACCACUUUGAUACCUGAAAAGAUCAUCCCCCUUUCUAAAACCUGAAAACAACAUAUAGAGAAAUACUGUAGAAACCAUUGCUAGUGUCUUAACUAGGAAAAGCAAGUAGACUCAUCAACAAUCCUUUCAAAACAAGACCUAGAGAUAAACAAUUUUUUCCAGUUUCAAUUUUCAUAGACAUUUUUAAAAAAUUAAACACAUCUUGUCACCCAGUGCUAGCAAAAAUUGUAAAAAGCAAAACCAAAGUUUUUGAUGUUAGUCUUAUUUUUGUAAGCAGGGUAUACUAUAGUCAUGGCCCAUAUGGAACACACAGGCAACUGGUUUUCUGCUACCUGAGCCUUGGAGAAGAUGAGAAGGAAGGGCUGCCUGCUGUGCUGCCCUUUGAAAAGGUCCAAAGCAGACAUGAGAGCACACAGCAGAAGUCACUUUCUCCUUCUGAUGACCACCUUUCAAAAGGUUUAACAGAAUCACCAAAUGUCACAGUCAACUCUUGGCCAGUGGAAAAUUGUCUGGGCCUGUAUAUGUUGGAGGAACUCAGAUAGAAAAGGACUUGUAAACAGCAUGGAAACCGCAACAUCUGCUGUCUCAAGCACUUAAAAAAGGCUACAGUUCAGGUGUUACUGGAUGACUUAACCACAUGGACAUUUAGGGGCUGACUUGUGUUGUGAUUAUUCCAAUUGUGGGCUUUGGAGAAGCAGAGGGAUGAUUUUCAGUUGUGUGGGUGUUAAGUCUAUGGAUUGGGAAUUUACCACUGAAAUUGAUCGUUCAAAGUGUGAUUUCAUAGUAGGGCCAGCUCCUCCUAAGUUGUCCUUUUGUUUUUCACAUAAAAUACAUCUGGUACUUUUUACUUGGAAAGUUGUACUAUGUCCAUGAAAAUGGUUAAAUGAGAAGGCCACCAAGAUUCAUUUAAUAGCUGAAAAGCAAUUUUUAAAAUAGAAUAGGACGAAUUUAACAUGGAAUGAUGUGACCUUCUAGGGAACUUUUUAUAGAGCGCUUACAUAGUGUAAUUGGGGAGAAUUUUGUCUUCCAUUUCCAUUCAACAGUAGCGAACUGGUGGUUUUAUAAAAUUAACAUUAUAGUAUGUUAUAUAAAUAAACAUUAUAUAAAAUGACAUUAAAGUAUAACUGUGAAAAAUUAAAGACUUGGAGUUAUCCACAACCUUUAUGUGCAAUAAGGAAAACUGCAGUAGGCCCCCGAAGUGCUGUCUUUCCCUAGCAUUUUACUCAACGUUUGCCUUUGUGUAUGUUUAGAUUGCUAUUGUAAAGCUAGCCAUGUGUGUUCCUGCCCUUUACUGAUAUUUAACACAUUUUCUCAAAGCUUUUUUUUUUAAACAACAAAACUCAAAAUAAAACAACUAACUAAC
Symphalangus syndactylus (siamang) is the source of this 9856-nucleotide messenger RNA. RefSeq names its product solute carrier family 9 member A7 (gene SLC9A7). The record is from RefSeq and is a predicted model, not a curated record. NCBI's taxonomy places the organism in Eukaryota, Metazoa, Chordata, Mammalia, Primates, Hylobatidae. Gene Ontology annotation, biological process: sodium ion import across plasma membrane; regulation of intracellular pH; proton transmembrane transport. Gene Ontology annotation, cellular component: plasma membrane; recycling endosome. Gene Ontology annotation, molecular function: potassium:proton antiporter activity; sodium:proton antiporter activity.